AUGGAGAAGGUGAACAUCGAGCCAUGUGUGAAGAUGGACACCCAAACCCUUGACCUUCUCAAGAUAAGAGAUGAUGUCACAUGGUACAUAAGGAAGCUAGGCUUGAGCAAGCUCUUCAAGCUAGAUGUAGUGAGUACUCACAACUCACCAAGGAGUACAGUAGCUCUUGCCUUUCCCAACCACAAUGGAGACCAACCAGCUGGUGAUGGACUCCUACUCUUCAAGAUAGGCGAUGCCAAUGGGCGCAUCUCCAUCUCAGCUCUAUGCCAACUCUUUGGACUUCCCAAUGAGACAGCACAUGACUUCAAGGAGAACUCAAAGAGGAAACAAGCUGCCUUUGCUGAUUGGACACACUUUGCCAAUGAACCAUUCUUGCCUUCAAGGUCAAAGGUGUCUAGAAUCACCAUCCAGCCAUUCGCUAUGUGCACCGCCUCAUCUCCACCACUUUCCAAUGCAAACAAGAAGCCAACAAGGAAGCUAGCUCAAGACUUGGAAGGCAACAAGAAGCUUUGUGUUCGUUUUGGGAGGCUUAUCACGGCCAUAGUACUGCAUGUGGGGAUUGACAUUCCCAACUAUGAGCCACUACCCAAGCCAACCCCUUUGGAUCUCCAUGCUCUUCAGCACAUCCACUUCCUAAACCGUUGGACUAAAGACCCAACUCGGUUUUGCUAUGAGUUUCCAAUUGGUCCAGCCAACACUUCCCUUGUCUUGCUGCCACAUGAGACAUCCCAAGCCUACGCUCAGGUUCAAGACUCAACGCCGCCACCAAGAACGCCAUGUUCUCACUACUGGCAUGGCGCGCACCAAGCUCUAGACCGUGUUAACAAGCUGGAGAAGAUAGUGGAAUGCCAAUCUCGCUUCAUCUCACGCCUAGUUCGUGUAGUUCGCCACAUUGCACCGGAGAGACUCUUUCGCCCUUCUUCCACCGCUAGAGAGCCAUAUGAGCCUGACCUUGGUGAGUUCUCACUAGACUCAGAGCUUGGUUCAGAAGGCGAUGACCCCAUAGAUGAGGAAGAGAGUUCUUCUCACUGCCACACAUAG
This is a messenger RNA of Microthlaspi erraticum, 1041 nucleotides long. NCBI's taxonomy places the organism in Eukaryota, Viridiplantae, Streptophyta, Magnoliopsida, Brassicales, Brassicaceae. The record is from the annotation of a GenBank genome assembly.